CCGAAGCGAAUCCGAGCGAACCGCGAACACCGUCGAAAGCGGAGAAGAAAGAAUCAGUCACUCGUACGUAGUGUCAUUCGGUUCGGUCAUCGCGAAAGGUGAAAAUAUGGCGAUAUUUUCGUGCGAGUUGUGAAAAUUUUCCACCCAAAUAGAAGAGAAGAGUGAUCAAUUUCAUUUCGAUUGAGUGCCCCGUCCAGGCUUGUCCGGGAUCACCAGAAAAAGCAUGAGCUAUCAGAUCACACUACAGGACUGUAUCAAUGAUAAUACGUUCGAUAUCGAUGCAUUCGAGCGAGCGAUUCAGCAACAAGUGCCACAGUAUUUUCAGAGCUUGGCUGAGGAAAAUCCUCAGUUCGGCUCGCUGGAUCUAAUUCCUUCCGGAGGAGGAAGAAGAUUCGGCAGUGCAGCAACACAGUCGCAGCUGGAGGACAAUCAGGAGCAUCGAAGCGGCGAAACUGGAAGCGGAAGCAGUAGCAGUAGUGAAAAUAGUAUUCUUAUUGAAUUUGAGAAAAUUGAUGAACAGGAGGACGGAGGUAAUUAUGAAAACAAUACUCUAAACGAAGAAGGAGAGUCAUCGCAUGCUACUAUCACAAUCGAGGGACCUGAUAAUCAAGUACUGGCACGAUAUCGGUGCAACUAUGGCAGUUGCAAUCGCAGCUACAGCACGGUUGGCAACCUACGAACUCACAUGAAAACCCAUCGAGGUGAAUACAAGUUCAAAUGCACAGAGGAUGGAUGCACGAAGGCAUUUCUGACUUCGUACAGUCAGAAAAUUCACAUACGGGUCCACACGAAAAUCAAACCGUAUGUCUGUGCUGAGUCGAGCUGUAAGAAGGCGUUUAACACCCGGUAUCGGCUGAGGGCCCAUGAGCGGUUGCACAAUGGGGAAACGUUCAACUGUGAGAUCUGUUCGAAAUUUUUCACAACUUUGAGUGAUCUCAAGAAGCACUCGCGGGUACAUACUCAGGAGAGGCCUUACAAAUGCAAGGAAGAAAAAUGUGGCAAAGCGUUUACCGCUUCUCACCAUUUGAAGACUCACAUCCGUACUCAUUCGGGCGAGCGACCGUUCUCUUGUUCCGUUUCAGAAUGUCACAAGGCUUUCAGCACUCCGCACAGUCUCAAAUCGCACACCAAAACCCACGAGAAACCUAAAAAACUAUCCAAAUCAGCCAAGAAGCAAAAGAAGUUAGCUCUGGCAAUCAACAAACCAGACCAAAGCAUAGUUAAGGAAGAGAUAUUACCUCCAUUGGAGGAUCCACUUGACCCAAUCCCACUGGAACAGUCGCUGGUAGCGCCUGACCUGGACCCAGAACCGCACGUGCAGGAAGAAACCCCCUUCAACCUGGUAGAUUUCCACGAAUCGAAAGCCUUAGAGAUGGCUCUCGCAUCGGAAGAGGAAUUCAACGCACCCUGGGUGGACAUUUCCGUCCUGGAGACGAAACCCCUCGCACUGGAUCCGGUCACAUCGUCCUGUGUGGCUCUUCCCACCAGCGUUCCGUCGUACGUCGAUUUGCCGUUCAACGUGAACGUAGCAGGCUUUGACGACGCGGAACCCAAUGCCAGUGGUGAAUUGUUCAUGGACGGCGCCUACUACGAUCCGAACUUGAUAGAGGAAAACGCCCGCAAGGAAAUCGACGAGGCAAUCCAGAUAAGCGAACUCAAUGUUGCCCAGCAGGAACAACUGGGUGGAGGUCCGGAUACAACGGAUAACAUUUUGAACGAGUUGUUCAUGGAAGGGUUCUUGCCUUCGGGGACGGAGCAACAACCGCAGGAUAAUAACAACAAUAAUACUUUAGAGCCACCAAAAACCUUGAAGGACAUUACGGCUGAAGCAGAUAUCUGCCGAUGUGUCAACUGCCAGUGCGAUCCUAUGCAGGGUUGUCUGGGCGGUUGUGGUCCGGAACGCCCUUGUAGACCCCAGUCCAAUACAAAUCUUCAACAACAACAGCAGCAGCAACAGCAAUUAGUCUCUCUUCCACAACCGGUGCCGAACUACAAUCUCUAUCAGAAUCAACCUCCGUUGGCUUCCACGCAACCCAGUCAGGGAAGAAGCUCAGGUUGUUGCGCUCCCAGAAAGGAACCUCCGGCUCGAGCUUCAUGUUGCUCGAAAAAGUCUUCGAACCCCGCAGCGGAACCGAUUGGAGACCUUCUGGCCAAUUUGCUCGGUCAGCAGCAGACAGGAUGUAGUUGUAGUGGGGCAGACGAAGGAGUAUCCAAGGGUUGCUGUGUGGUAAUAUGUUUGAAAACGUUGGAAACUCUCAAGAAUGUCCUCACGACCCAGUCGAACUUGAUACGAUGCCAUAGUGCCGCCGCUAGUGCCAUUGCUAAUUGAUCAACUCAACAAACGUACCAAAAGUGCCAAAAAUAGUUAGAACGUAACUUAUUGUAUUUUCCAGUGCCUUCAUCAGGUCUUACGCGAUCAAAGAUUUUGCUUAGUGUUAAACGAAUGCUCGGAAGCGUUCAUUUUGGUUAGAGCUUAUCGUUUGUAAAGUUUAUUUUUUUCUUCCGUCGGAUGUUGUUAGCAAGCUAUGUAACCUUAGGGUCAGCUCUCCCUAAAACGAUAGGUAAAUUCGUUAUCGCUUUUCAAAAGCUUGUGUUUUUGCUGCUUUCGCAUUUAAGCGGUCUGCUAGUAUGGCCGCCUCAAAACCACAUGAAAUUUGAACUCUUUACCAAAAAAUUUAAGCAAUGUUGCGGGUUUACGCUUAAUUUAUAUGGUAGCUAACGCUCCCAAUGUGUGAUGCUGAUUUUUUAGUGAACAGUAUAAAAGAACACAAAUAGCGUAUGAUUUGUUUAUAUUUUAAUUUAUAUUAUAUGGAAAGAUUUCAGGGCAAAUAAACUGUUUGUGUAUUGUUA
Aedes albopictus (Asian tiger mosquito) is the source of this 2850-nucleotide messenger RNA. RefSeq names its product zinc finger protein 148 (gene MTF-1). Gene Ontology annotation, cellular component: nucleus. The coding region runs from base 224 to 2329 and encodes 701 amino acids. The transcript is spliced from 7 exons. Gene Ontology annotation, molecular function: DNA-binding transcription factor activity, RNA polymerase II-specific; RNA polymerase II cis-regulatory region sequence-specific DNA binding. Gene Ontology annotation, biological process: regulation of transcription by RNA polymerase II. NCBI's taxonomy places the organism in Eukaryota, Metazoa, Arthropoda, Insecta, Diptera, Culicidae. The record is from RefSeq and is a predicted model, not a curated record.